Molecule: messenger RNA, 570 nt
Organism: Venustampulla echinocandica
Lineage: Eukaryota; Fungi; Ascomycota; Leotiomycetes; Helotiales; Pleuroascaceae
Exons: 1
Coding region: 1-570 (189 amino acids)
Molecular function (GO): hydrolase activity
Source: RefSeq, a predicted model, not a curated record
AUGGCUCCUGGUACCAUCUCCACGCGUGUGAUGGUCAAUUCCGACACACAUGAGCACUCCUUGGAUGGAAGCACGAUGCCUCAGGUCGAUGUCCUUCUUCACACGGGAGAUUUAACCAACUUUGGGGAAGUGGAAUCAUUAAGGGAAUCUGUGCAGAUGCUAGGUACUAUUGAAGCAGAGCUAAAGUUGGUUAUCGCAGGAAAUCACGAUUUCUCCCUCGACGCUUCUCCGCGUGUCGAGAACAUGUCCGAUGAGGAGUACGCAAAAUAUCAUGAGGCGGCUCUCGAAAUCAUGAUCGGUCCAUCAGCAAAAGAGGCCGGAAUUACCUACCUCCAGGAAGGAACUUACACGUUUACCCUCAGCAACGGCGCCACAUUCAGAGUUUACACUUCACCGUACACCGCAGGAUCAGGUGGCUGGGCCUUUCCAUAUGAACCCCUUGAGGAUCGGUUCAGCGACGCCAAACGAACAGACAGAACCUCGAUUGCGACAAAUUCGAUUCUAUCAGGUGUCGACAUCGUCAUGACUCACGGCCCUCCGCACUCGAUCCUCGAUCAAGUCGAUGGCUAG